UUGUGCGUUCAGGGUCGGUCGCGUUACCGGUGAAUAUUGAAAAAUUAAUUAAUUGCGGCUCUGUGAAGACCGUAUGGCGGUAGUGACAGAGCGCGGGUCUGGCUUAUCCCUAUUUACUAUUUGCAAUUUCGCCGAGAAGCCCCUAAAAGCAGCUAGCCCACCACCAUGUCUUCAAUACCUCCCGAACCCACCAAAGCUGAGAUUGACCAGCUCCGGACUGCAGCUCUGGAGAAGAUUGAAAACGGAAGGGGGCAACUUCGACCCCAUAGAUGUAAAGAGGAUCAAGACAGAUGACAAGUACAUCCGCCGCUUCCUGAUGCACCACGACAAUGACCAGAAAUUGUCGCUGGAAAUGGUCAUGGACACUCUGAAGUGGAGGCAGGAGAUGCAGUGCAAUACCAUCGUAAAAGAGAGCAUACAAGCAGACUUCUUCGACAAAGGGGCAAUGUACAUACACAACAGAGACAAGGAUGGUUGCAAGAUGCUGGUGUUUGCCGUGCGUUUCCAUCAGAAGGGAGUCUUAGACAUGGACCAACUAAAGAAAUUUUUGAUUUAUUGGCUGGAGAGAUUAGAGAGGGAAGAGGGAGGCGAAUGGAUAACGGUGUUCUUCGACAUGUGUGAUACGGGGAUGAAGAACAUGGACAUGGAGUUUAUCCAGUACAUGAUCAACCUGUUCAAGAAUUAUUACCCGUGGUUCCUUAACUAUAUCAUUGUGUUUGAAAUGCCAUGGCUGCUAAGUGCUAUGUGGAAGAUUAUCAAAACAUGGCUGCCCCCAAAGUCAAUAGAGAAAAUCAAAUUUGUCGAUAAGAAGUCUCUGAAAGAGUUUGUGGAGCCUGACCAAGCCCUGGUCAGCUGGGGAGGCACUGACAAUUACGAGUACCAAUUUGAGGCCGAGGCAACCAAUGCCUUUGUGCCAGUUGCCAACGGAGACAUAGAGGCACGGAAGGUCCACUUUGCUGAGGGCAGUGCUCAGCCGCCUGCGUCACCUCUUAGGGGGAAACCACAGAUUAGACGCACAAUCUCAGCCAAUGGAAAGGCCAUCAUAGAUAUCGAUCCAAGCGAAGAGUUGCUGUUCAGCAAUUGCCGAAUUGGUGCUUCAACAAACAUUUUACUGACUAACCCAACAGACAGCCCUGUGGCCUUCAAGAUCAAGACAACUUCACCAGAGAAGUAUCGUGUACGUCCAUCUGUUGGUGUCCUGGAAGGGGGAGCUCAGCUGGACAUCAGUGUGACCGUGAGCGAGCAGCUUGCCCCGGCUGCACUGGUCAGGGACAAGUUCCUUGUUAUGGGAGCUCCAACUACAAUACCGGAUAUGAAUUCUCAGGAAGUUUCACAGUUGUUCAAGAACAUCAGCAAGGAUGAUCUUUUUGAAACACGCUUACGAGUAGGAGUCUCUGCUGUCGACUCAAGUCAUGAUUCAUCUUUAGCUGGUGGUCAGGCUCCUGCUACAUCAUCUGAACUUAUUUCAAAGAUUGACCAGUUACUCCUCCGCCAGUCAGCGGUGGAAGAGCAGCUCCGAGCCGCAAAGAAACUCGUGUUCGUCAUGCUUGUGGCCAUGAUUGUAGUGCUUAUAUUCCUCAUCACAAUCACGAACAACAACCUCCACGCAUACACAGCAGCAAUGCAGAGCGCCAACACUAUCAUCAGCCAAGCUAGUCAUGGGGAACAGCACAGCCAGGUGGAGCUAUAGCGCUUCAGUGCUCUGUAAUUGUAAGCUGUCAGAAGCUCAUUGGAGAAAGGCUAUGGUCAUUGUAAGCCUUUAAAGAGAGGCUUGAUGUAUGAGUGUAGAGUCACCCUAGAGGUGGUAUUGAAUGGGGGGAGGGGGAAGGUGGGUGGAUGACUUAGCAGUCAUUUUGCACAAGAAGUUUGUCACGAUUGUGAGUGUUGUAGAGAGUGCUAUUAUAGUCUAGGGAGUUGUAAAUAGAUAAUGAAUACCUUUACUAGAGGCUUUUUAUAUGUUUAAUGGCAUUUAAGAGGACUUAAGUGUACUUGGCCAAUCAUUAAUUGAUGUGAAAAAAAGAUGUGAUAACUUAUCAUGAUAAGCACAGCGUAGGUAGAAGUUUCAUAGUAAAAAUGUCCUUUUCUGAAUAUGAAUUAAAUUAGUCUGUUUGAUAUAAUGUACUGCUGGAAUGAUGUCAUUCAUAUGCAAGUAAAAACAAAUGUUUAAAUAUGCAUUAUGGAUUACUUAAUGAUAUAAAGAAACAACAACUUCAUAUAUGUAGAUGUAGGUUUGUGAAUCUUUUGUGAUGAGUAUGAAGUGAACCUUGCAUGUGUUAGCUUAAAAAAAAACAAUACAAAAAAAACAUUGGUGUAUAUUUACAUCAUGAAACUUAUUUUUGAGUGGCUUUACAAAAUUGAUCAUGACACAAGCAGUAACCAUUCACAGAUGUAAUCACAUUGUGCCAUAUACAUAUCAGCAGGUUAGAUGAGCCACACUUACUUUUAGGAUGGAGCAGAUGUGAUUCUUGAAAGAAAAAAGGGAAGGUAUUGUAGACUAAAAUGAUGCAAUAUGACUGAUAUUGUUUUUUAAAUUUCAAGUUUAAUAUUUUUUAUUGUUACCAUUCAGUUGUAAUUGUUUGGGAUUCAGGAUUUUUUUCUUAUCUCUGUUUACAAUUUUAUUUUAUAUUUAAAUUUCAUACAACCAUACACUUUGUACACAAGCUGUAUUUAGUGAAUGUUUACUGCCCCAUGAACAACAUACUAAUUUAUAGAUGAGUGAUAGAAAUAGUUUUCAUGUGCUGUUAUUUAUUAUAAUAUGUCUAAGCUUUCUUUUUCUCCAAACUGUAAUUAUGAGUGUGUCUGUAUGCAAGCUUCUUUUGUUAUGAUUUAUAAACAGGUCACAACAUCAACUGCAGAGGAAGUGAAAAGGUUGAAGCCCUUUGAUGUGUUAUGAUUUGCUUAUGCUCAUUCCUUUUCCAGUUAUUAAUGCAUUGUUUUCUUAUUGUUUAUUUUUUUGUAAAAGUUUCUUCUUUGAUUUUUGGUUUACAUUGAUUAUUAUCACAAUUAUUAUUCCCUGUGUUGUUUGAUAAUAACCUAUUGAGGAGGAGAAGGAAAUACAAAAACAGUUUUUGGGAUGCAUGAGGGUUAGCUUCCCAUAAAUAUUUUCAUGCUUCCACACGUUUAUAUAAAAAUAUAUUAUAUGUAAUUGAUGGUGAUGCAACAAGAAGUGCAUCUUUGUACAAACAAUUUUGUAUUUGUGUAGUGGCCACUAAAUAACUCCUAUAAGCCUUCUAUGUAAAUGCAAAGGUUAUUUUUAAGUUCGUAAAGUCUCUUAGUUAAAUUGUGACAUGAAAGUUUGGUACAUUUAGAUCUCACAGACAAAAGAAAGAAAAUGGUUUUGUUUCUAUUAUGAUUUUUUUUAACACCUCUUUUGGGAUGUAAUAAUUAUUUUGAAUUUGUUAAAUAUAUGUACUUAAUUGUUGAAACUUGAAGUUUACACUGCCAAAAGAUACAAGCACAAUCUGAGGAAAACCCAUAAAUUUUUCCUUGGCAGAGAGUUUUUGUAGCAAAAGCACACCCCAGUUAUGUAUUAUAGAAGAUCAAUACUCAUAUCCUAAAUGAGUAUCAUUCCAGUAACAUAAGUAAGAGUCCAUCUUUUACCCUACAGAUUUCCAUCGUCUUUUGAAUUUCACAAAGGGUUAUGGAAUCUAAGUGAAUUGAAGUUAUUUUCAUGUCUUCGUACUUUAUUUUCAGUGUUCACUGUAUUUUUCUAUUUUUCUUAAAUGUUGUUAUAACUGAGUAUAGAUAGUAUUUACUAUUGACAAGGUUCUGAAUUGUUAAUUAUGGUUGCAGAAUAGGGGAUAACAUUGCAAGAACUGCAUUUUAAUAACUGAUGUAUUUCAGCCAAUGAAGUAUACUGAAGACUGGGAACAUUUAGAUAGAUCAUUACAGGUAAUGUCAGAGAUGUCAAGGUCAGCUUAGAGAAGUUGGUUAUAAUUGACCAUGAAAUUACAGAAAGUGAGAUAUUGUUCUCCUUUAAAACUUUAAAAUUAGAGUUUAUUAUUAUACUGGUUAUGUAUGCUGAAAGUAUAUUCCUUUUUCUUUUUUUAUUAUUAUUUGUCAUGAAUAGUGUGUUUUACUUGUGAUUGAAUGUUGAUAUUAUCUUAAGUGUAAUUCUUUCAGUUAGCACAAUAUUCACAUUCUAGUAAACUUGCAUCAUUCUUUUUGCCAAAUAGUAUAACAGUGAAGAGUUUUGUAUGAAACAUCAGGUAAUUCAUAAAAUUCCUUAUUGGAAUUAUUUACAUUAUAUAAGCUAGUGAAGAAAUAAAAAUGAGAUGCAAGAAGUAAUAGUUGUGGGUGUAAGACUUCUAUUUUUUAAG
This is a messenger RNA of Penaeus monodon (black tiger shrimp), 4319 nucleotides long. Its product is annotated as motile sperm domain-containing protein 2-like. The coding region runs from base 74 to 1690 and encodes 538 amino acids. Lineage: Eukaryota; Metazoa; Arthropoda; Malacostraca; Decapoda; Penaeidae. The record is from RefSeq and is a predicted model, not a curated record. The transcript is spliced from 10 exons.